Messenger RNA from Clunio marinus, 621 nucleotides. The record is from the annotation of a GenBank genome assembly. Lineage: Eukaryota; Metazoa; Arthropoda; Insecta; Diptera; Chironomidae.
AUGAGAUUGUUGAUGUUUAAAAUUUACUUAAUUUUGUUUACUGCGAGCGUGGUUCAUGGGUUCAUCGCAAAUUCUCCGAACAUCAGAACAAAGAGAUCAGAUGAUGAUAACGGAUUUUCAUUAGAAAAUCUCAAAGACAAAUUAUCAUUGGAUAAUCUCAAAGACAAAUUAUCAUUGGAUAAUCUCAAAGACAGAUAUUCAUCUCUUAAAUCAAAAGUUUCAGAUUAUGCUACGAAAGGUUACGAAGAGUUGAAAAAUCUUUUCUCUAGUGAAAGAAGUGUUGGCGAUUACCAACUCAACAACAUUGAUGUUAGGUUUGGUGAAGGAGAUGAGAAGAAUAUUAACACUAAUAAAACUAAUGCAAGGUCAACGCGCGAUGUCAAAGACAAAAGUGUUGAAAGUUCUGAAGAUUCACAUGAAUUGGAUGAACUUAUAGAAGCAUUGAUUGAUUUUGAGAAACCGUCAGAUGAUAAGAAGAAAGAAGGCAAGAAGGAUGGAAAACUUGAGAACAAUGCUGAAAUUUCUCCAGGAUUGCCGAUACAACAUUCAGUGAUCAUCGCUCCUUUAAUAUGCACAGAAAAUAAAAAAGCUGUUCGUGGCCGGUGUCGAAGCAUAAUAUGA